AUGAGUACCCCUGUGGCGGAACAGAAGAAGCAACUCGAGCAACUCAUGGAAAGUGAUUCCCUUAGUGGACAUCACAGAAAAUCGCACUAUAAAAGUUAUCAGCGAGAUCUAGGAAUAUAUGAUCCCAGAAUAUGUAAAUCCUAUCUUGUGGGAGAAUGCCCAUACGAUCUCUUUCAAGGAACAAAACUAAGUAUGGGCAGAUGCCCUCAAAUCCAUUCGGCCAAAUACAAGCUCAUAUACGAAAAGGAGGAGAAAAAAGGUAAGAAGUUCCCCGAAUUCGAGCAGGAAUACCAUGCAUUGCUUUCCAGAUUUGUCAACGAUUGUAAUGGUCAGAUCGCUAUGGCACUAAAGAAAUUAGAACACACUCCUGAAGAUAGGGAACGCAUUAAGCAAGUCACCGCAGAGUUGGAUAUCUUAGAUUCCAAAAUAGGGUUGAUGAUCGAGGAAAUCGAAUCAUUACUACGGGCGAACGAGGUUUCAAAAGCGCUACUGCAGGGAUUAAAAUUGCAAGCAAUGCAAGAAAGAAGGCUGGAAGUGGCCAAAAGAGUCAAGAACAUAACAGAAAAUGUGGGGCAAAGUGCCCAACAAAAACUGCAAGUUUGUGAAGUAUGCGGAGCCUACUUGUCCAGAUUGGAUACCGACAGAAGGCUGGCAGAUCACUUCCUUGGAAAAGUUCAUUUGGGAUACGUCAAGAUGAGAGAAGAACUCGAACGAAUGAAGCAGAGCAUAGGAUCAAACAGAUAG
Molecule: messenger RNA, 744 nt
Organism: Zygotorulaspora mrakii
Lineage: Eukaryota; Fungi; Ascomycota; Saccharomycetes; Saccharomycetales; Saccharomycetaceae
Gene: LUC7
Product: Luc7p
Exons: 1
Coding region: 1-744 (247 amino acids)
Biological process (GO): mRNA splice site recognition
Cellular component (GO): U2-type prespliceosome; U1 snRNP
Molecular function (GO): mRNA binding
Source: RefSeq, a predicted model, not a curated record